UUGUAAACAUUUGUUUUAUUACUUAAAAUAUAAUAAAAUACCUAACAAAAUGGACACAGUGCCUCCUAAACCGAAGAAGCUUAAAAGUGCCACCAGAGAAGAGCUACUGAAUUUGAAUAAAGAUGAUUUGGUGGAUAAAAUAUUGCAGUUAGAAGCUCAUAAUGCACAGCUGAAGAAUAUAAUUGGUAAAAACAUUUCUGGCGAUGAGGAGACUGAGCGAAAAAGGAAGAAACCGUUUGAUUUUAGCAGAUGCCAAUACCGCAGAGUCCUGCUCCGCAUCCUGUACUUCGGCUGGGACUACCAGGGGCUAGCGGUGCAGGAGGACACCACGCAGACCAUUGAGCAUCAUCUCUUCCAUGCGCUGACUAAAUCCUGCUUGAUACAGAGCCGUGAGACAUCACAGUACCAUAGAUGCGGAAGGACUGAUAAAGGUGUCAGUGCCUUUGGGCAGGUCAUAUCAAUAUCACUGCGUAGCAACCAGGGCGAAAACGGCGAUGUUGGUAAAGAGAUGCCGUACUGCAAGAUCUUGAACCGACUGCUUCCUAAGGAUAUCAGAGCUGUGGCUUGGAUGCCUAUACCGAGUGACAGGCCUGAGUAUAGCGCUAGGUUCGACUGCACCCAACGCCAAUACAAAUACUACUUCCCCCGCGGAGCCCUCGACCUGGCCGCCGUGCGCGCCGCGUGCGCGCAGCUUCCGGGCGCGCGCGACUUCCGCCAUCUUUGCAAGAUGGACGUCGGAAAUGGCGUCACGCAGUUCGUGAGGGAGGUGAAGAGAGCGGAAAUAUUACCCGUGGAUGAGGAGGGAGAUAGCCCGUACUCAAUGUACUACCUACUGAUAGAAGGCAACGCGUUCCUCUGGCACCAGAUACGGUGUAUUAUGGGAGUCCUACUGCUCAUUGGUCAAGGCAAAGAGUCGCCAGAUGUCAUUACCGAGCUGUUGGAUAUCGAGAAAAAUCCUAGGAAACCUCAAUACAGUAUGGCGCUGGAUGUCCCACUAAAUCUGUUCCAUUGUAGUUACGAUAUGGAACAAACGCAUGAGUGGAUAUACGAUAGAGACGAACUCAAAACGGUCAUAACUCAGUUGCAGGGUGAAUGGACUAUACAUAAUAUCAAAUCCACUAUGAUAAGAGACGCCUUAAAGCAAUUAGAAAAACAAUACGAAGACACGUGUAAAAGCGAGACGGACGAGUUAGAAAGAGACAGAGUGACAGCACACACGGAUUGUCUACUACACGGUGUGAAGCCUAAGGUUUAUAAGCCUCUUUUGGAGAGACAGACUUGUUCAAGUCUAGAAGAAAGGAUAGAGUAUUAUAAGAAGAAAAGAAAAGUUCAAAACGAUGGCGAUGUCAGCUCAGAUGUUUAAUAUAAUUGAUUGUUAUAUACAUAUUUGUGACGUUCCACGGCAAAAGGUAC
Molecule: messenger RNA, 1413 nt
Organism: Cydia fagiglandana
Lineage: Eukaryota; Metazoa; Arthropoda; Insecta; Lepidoptera; Tortricidae
Product: tRNA pseudouridine(38/39) synthase
Exons: 10
Coding region: 50-1363 (437 amino acids)
Biological process (GO): mRNA pseudouridine synthesis; tRNA pseudouridine synthesis
Cellular component (GO): nucleus; cytoplasm
Molecular function (GO): pseudouridine synthase activity; RNA binding
Source: RefSeq, a predicted model, not a curated record